CAGAAUUGCCAUCAGUCUUCGCUGGACCGCAAGCGAGUAAGACAAUCGAACAACGGAAUGCAUCAUUACGUCGUGCUGCUGGUAGCAUUCCUCGCAGUUGCAGUGACUGCUGAGGCACCUUAUCCUGCAUCUGGAUGGCGUCCGGAAGGAGCCCAAUUUCGUCUACCGACGGAAUACGGUGCACCGUUGCUACUGCUUCAACCCCAGCCUCAGCGAGUAAAUGUUCAAAUAACACGCGAAAACGUACAAUUUGCUGGACGUCAAAUUGUCCAGGAGCAGUCAACUACUACCGUUGAGCCAGUAACGCAAUCAAGCCCGGUAACAACCUCCACAACCGAGCAGGACAAUUUGGAUCCCUUGAAAGUGCAAGGACUACCAUCCGGUGAACGAAAAGACUUCCAGCAGCGUGCGAAUCUCCGUCAGCAAGCUGUUAACCGUCCAUUGCCCGCCAACUUCGCCCAACGUCCUUUGUUUCCAGUCAGUGGACAACUUCGUGCUCUUCCAGCAGUACGAUCAAACGUUUUUCAGCAACAGGUAGUUCAACCUCAACCCCAAGUCCAGCCACAAGCGGCACCAGCCGAAACAUACGGACCACCGGAACAGGAAGAAGAGCAGCAGCAACCGGAAGAGCAACCGGUUACGACCGAACAACCGCAAGUACCGCAGGACGAAAGCGAAGAUGAUUACGAUGAAGAUGGUGGACGCACGGUAGUUGCUGUCUCCAACUCGUUCUCGGGCCAGUACUAUAUACUGUCUCCGGACAACACUUUGCAGCGCGUUGUUUUCAGCACCAUGGUUACGGAUGAAGAUCGCCAGGUGAAUGGAUUUUCCGCUCAGCUGAAAUAUUCCCCGGUAGAUCCAAUUCGCGAUCCAGUUUACACGUACGAUGAACAGGGACAAUUGGUUCGGAUCUACAAGAAGUGAAAUGGUUUGAUGGCUUUUAUGUUCAGUGCUUUGUAGAGUAUUUUCAUGGCUUUAUGCAUAUAUAUAAUAUGUUUUUCUUUUGUAAUGAAUAAAAUGUGCAAUCGAUAAAAUUAUGCAAA
Messenger RNA from Anopheles funestus (African malaria mosquito), 1043 nucleotides. RefSeq names its product putative mediator of RNA polymerase II transcription subunit 12. The coding region runs from base 58 to 924 and encodes 288 amino acids. The transcript has 2 exons. Lineage: Eukaryota; Metazoa; Arthropoda; Insecta; Diptera; Culicidae. The record is from RefSeq and is a predicted model, not a curated record.